UGCCGUCGGGCAGUCGCUGUCGCGCCAGGCUCCUGUUAGCCAAGCAGUCGCAAUUCCGUCGCCUAACCAGUAUUGCUCGCCUACCUUUUAUCCUCUCAAUCGCAUCAAGGCUUCCGUCAACUGCAUAUCUCUGCCCGUCAGUCGGUCCGUCGUCAUCUAUCCGCGAGUGGUAGUAACGUCUGAGCCCAGUGAGAACGAGAUCGAGGCUGCUAUGAGUCGGAAGAGUGGUCGCAUGCAUCCGGGCCGGCGUCAGUGAUUGUGCCACAGAGUCAGUGAGAGUCGAGAGUAGUGAAGUCGCACCGGGUUUUACACCUUUUAUGUUCCGUCGGACGAGCGAGCCGGGCUUCCCGUUUAAAAGGUGCGAUAAACAUCAGUGUAUCGUCGUUAUGGUGAAAACGGGAAACGAGGAAGCCACUUUGUUCGAUUAAACCUGUCGUCCUGAGUACACAAGAUAUCGUGGCCGAUCACUCCCGCGUGUCCCGGCACAAGGUAUACUUUAUACACAGAAAAUAUAUGAUAAAGUGCUCUGUUGGAUUGUGAAUUUUAUAUCGCCGACUGGAUCAAUUCCCCUGUGCUCCCUUGCUCUAAGAAGAGGAGUCCCUGAGAAUUCAUCCGCGAAGAGUGCCAGGAGAGCGCUGAAUAAAUGACGUAAAAAUCGAGAAACGGAAGUGACGUCACGCUAACUCGCUAUUUCCCCCUCCCCGACCCGGUCCGACCCUAACCUCCACUCCCCACCGCUUCGUCGCCCGCCUUGUGUGCCAUUCCCUACUCCUGUCCGCCACCAACGUAAACGCCAUCACCAUCGCAAUCUCCACCACCACUACUUCCGCCACCACCACCGCCACCACCGUCGUCAUCGCCAUCAGCAGCAGCAGCUCUUGCCAUUCGCCUGCCAGUCAUCCCACGCACCAAUCGUCAAUCUCCAACCAACUAGAUUCUCAAAAAGCUUCGCGAGGAAACCGCCGCUCCGCCGCUACACGCUUUUACCUUCUUCACGGCCUUUAUCUUUCGCCCUCGACACGUUGCCGUCGUUCUACUACCUGGACGCUACCCGAGGGACUCGACGUGGCUCGAAGGACGAAUCCACGACCGGCUUAGGUUUUGGGACGCGUCAAAACACGUCUCAGCCAUCCCCCCUCUAGUCCCAGCUAAAUUGUCAGCCUAAGCAGCCCACAGUAGUCGACUCGUAAGGACUACAGCUUCUUUCAUACUUACUCGCCACGCAAAUACACCAGCGGUCUAGUAACUUCUUACGUGCACUCGCCUCUAUACCUUUCACGUGGACACGCGUUGCACGGUGAAAGGGCAUACAGCGCCGAACCUGUUUAUAUAGCUGCCACAAAGUUGUUGCGCCUCGACGAAUUCGCGCUCGGCAUCGAAACUUCUUCGGGGACGCUCGGCUCCGCUACUUCGGCAAUCUUCGGCCCCCGCACCGUGAAAAGGAGGUUCGUCGUGGCAGGAACGGCCAGUGGUACUUCGGCAGCCGUACGCGAGGGGUCGUCUCUUCUAACGUGAAUACACAAAAGUAAUCGUCACGACCUUGCCGGUAUAACGUAACUCUAAUAUAUAUUUUCGAUAACAAUCAAUCGUUCGAUACGAUAUCGCGCAAUUUGCUUUUUCUUUUUUCAUUGGUGACAGUAGAAAUUUCGGAAAACAGAAUCCUCUCGGAUCUUUAUUCGGUGACGCGCAUUCACAGAUCCUACGUAUCCACGAAGAUCGUCCUUGACACACAGCACUGAAGAUUCACUCGCCUCGAACGUUAAUAUCUGACGAACUAACGAUCGUUACGUCGCUUGCAUCACGACCCACUGUCGCUACUGUCAAUCCUGUAAAUCGUUACCGGAACUACGACCGCAUACGCGAAAAUCCUCACGUUGACGUUACUACUGUUUACUAUUUACUACUAAACUACUACCACACUAUUACUUCUAUUACUACUGCUAGCUACUACGACUAAUAAUAAUAUUAAUAAUACUAAUAAAGAAAAAACAAUAAUAAUACAAUAACGAUAAUAACGAUAGCUAAAUAGUUAUUACCGAAUAAAUCGGCAUAAUCCCGUGGGCAAAAGAAAAAUUAACACGCAGAACACGCACCCGUACAUCGAUAACCAAGAGUGAUAGAGGAUAUUUUAUCGUAAAAAAAAGCGUAUAGUGUUUGUGAGAAUAUAAGAGAUAAAAGGAUCUCUAUAUAUGUAUGUUAUAUACAUAUGUGAAAAAUCAUAAGCACGAGGUUAUAUAUAUAUAUAUCUAUAAAUAUAUAUAUAUAACAAGCGUGCGAUAGUAACGCCUAAAACACAGUGACCACGACCUACGACACGGAAGGAGGAUACAGUGAUAAAGUGCAAGAGGAGACAAGGCAAAAGUGCUAAAGGAAGAGGAUCAGGAGGGAAAACGAGAAAUAAGGAUAAACGAAGGGAGAAGGAAGGAGACCGAGAAAAUAGAAAAACCCCGUGAUAAACAGAGUUAAUAGAUAUAUUUUUUUUUCGCAUAAGAGUUAUAUCGGUGAGGAUAUAGGCGGAGAUAGUUUGAAAAAAGAAAAGAAGUCUCGCCAUUUUGUGUGUGUGUGUGGUGUGUAUGUGCGUGUGACAGCGAGCGACAUAAUAAAUCGUAUAAGGGACAGAACGGUGACAGUACGGUGAAACGUGGUUGUCGCGUUUUUGUAAUAAUAAUAAUAACAAGGAAGGGAAAAAUAUUGAACGAGAAUAUAUAUAUAUAGAGGGUAUAGAAAAAAAGAAGGGAUAAAGUUCGAAGUGUUGGCUCGUCGUCGACCUCAGUUUUAAAUUCGAGUUCUGAAUCUGUCCUAAGAGAGUUUAUUCUCGAAGAACGGCUCGAAGAUGGCUAUGGUCAACAUGAACAACCUCCUCAACGGAAAGGACUCCCGGUGGCUUCAGCUUGAGGUUUGCAGGGAAUUUCAACGCAACAAGUGCACCAGGCCUGACACGGAGUGCAAAUUCGCUCAUCCCCCGGCGAACGUCGAGGUGCAGAACGGACGGGUCACCGCCUGCUACGACAGCAUUAAGGGACGAUGUAAUAGGGAAAAGCCACCCUGCAAGUAUUUCCAUCCGCCCCAGCAUCUCAAGGACCAGUUACUCAUCAACGGCCGCAACCAUCUUGCUCUAAAGAAUGCCCUGAUACAGCAAAUGGGCCUUACACCGGGCCAGCCUCUUGUACCUGGCCAAGUCCCCACAGUGGAGGCUCCACCACCUCCGCCACCACACCAGCACCUUCAACAGCAAAUCCAGCAGCAACUUCUCGCUACCCACGCCUUUAUGGCGACCAAUCCGUACCUGACCGGGAUGCCGCAGGUGGGCAGCACGUACAGUCCGUACUUCGCGCCAAGUCCCAUAAUGCCCGCGAUCAUGGGUCCGGCGGACCCAACGGGAGUUGGCAGUCCCCUAGGAGUGGUCCCACAGACGGUGGCCAUGCCGCAGAAGAUGCCACGAACCGAUCGUCUCGAGGUAUGUCGCGAGUUCCAACGUGGGGCGUGCAAACGCGGCGAGACGGAGUGCCGGUUUGCGCACCCCCUCGAGACGGUGCAGGCGAACGAGGACGGCUCUGUGACGGUCUGCAUGGACGCUGUCAAGGGCCGAUGCAAUCGGGACCCCUGCCGCUAUUUCCACCCCCCUCUGCACCUUCAAGUCCACAUUAAGGCCGCACAAUCUCGGGCUAGCAUUGCGACGGCGACGGUGCCGACGAACGUUGCGGGAAUUGGAGCGAUGGCUGGCGGAGUGUCAGGAGUGCCGGCUGCAGCUGUACCUGGAGGACUUCAGAACGCCAAUAUGGCGAGCAUCGAGCUCGGCAAGAAGCGGAUGCGCGACUCCAAUGACGAUCUGCUAAUGAUGGACAUGAAAUCUGUCGGGUCGUUCUACUACGAGAACUUUGCGUUCCCAGGAAUGGUACCGUACAAACGUCCAGCAGGCGACAAGUCCGGCAUGCCGGUGUACCAACCAACCGGCGCGACGACCUACCAGCAGCUAAUGCAGCUCCAGCAGCCGUUCGUGCCUGUGUCAUCCUUAGCCACUGUCGGGGCCCACGUGGUCCCCCAAAACGCUCACUGUGUCGUCUACACAGACAGCUGCGGACAGUUACUGGACACCCUCCCGGUGUGCCAAGAUUUUAAUCGACAACUGUGCAACCGUCCCGCCUGCAAGUUCAUCCAUCUCCAUGACGGAAGCGUGGAGGUGAUAGAGAAUCGUGUAACGGUGUGCAGAGACGCGGUGAAGGGCGCGUGCAUGCGUCCCCAGUGUAAAUAUUACCAUAUACCGGUGGCACUGCCUCCGGCACCCUUGAUGGCUCUCUCGGCUCCUGCGACACCCUAGUUACUCGUUCUCGGCUCGCCUCCUGGAGUUUUCGCGUCGACGCGCGGCCAAGGACGUCUGGAAAGCGCACGAGACUGGCUGAGAAAGAAGAAAAGAAACGAGGAAGACGACGACAUAGGCCUACGGGCCAUAUGAAAUUAACGUGGUGACGAUGAAGAAUCACGUGACGGAGUUGACAGCCAAUCAGAAAAGUGCAGGUCGAUCCCUAUUGGUGGAUUCGAAAUACGGCCGGUUCGCAGUCGCUGCGAUCUCUCUCGGCACGUCGUGGAGCUUCUUAUAGGACGAACAUUCGGUAAAUGCGCGUUGAUAUAUGCGUGCGUUACUCGGAGCAAGUGAAAAUGGGAGAGGGGAGAAAAGGAAUAAUAAUAAUGUUAAUGAGAAACGCCGACGCAUUAAGAUACAUACAAAAAGGAAAAGAAAGGUAACGGAAGAAUAUUUGAAAAUGACGCGUUCGUAAUACUUGGUGCUGUAUCACCGAUUGAAUUUAGUAUUUAAGAUACACGAUGGCCUGGGGGGCCGUCAUUGCGAAAUACUUUUAAACGUUUCCUCGUAUUUUUCUUUCUCGUUCUUAUCUUUCUUUUUUUUUUAUCAUAAACGAUCUUACGAUUUCGUACCGUUAUUAACGUCGCCGUUGGCACGAUUCCCACGCGAGAUAGAAACGGCCAAGUGUACCCGAUCGAUAUCAUUCGUGUGAAUUAUUGUUAAGAUAAGAAGAAUGCCGUACGAAAUGUUCUUUGUUCUUGUAUGCAUACUGUUUCGAUUCGCGAACGUCAUAGAAACCGACUUGGACACUCGAUCGGGCACAAGGAUCUAUGGAUCAUUUUGUAUCGCAGCAGAGAUCAAUGUAUAUUUUGUUACUUAAAAUAUGAUCCAUAUUUUUGGUUCAGUUUGUUUCUCUCUUGCGUUCGCGGAGUCUGCAUUCUAUUUAAAAAAUUCACCCGGCCACUAGUUUUUAAGUAAUUCAUCACUUGUCAUUUCUUUACUUCCUUAUAUUAUUUUUUUUUUCUCUCGCCCCCAAUCACAAUUUCGUUAUCCCGUUAAGUCGUGCGCGUUGUUAAGUCGCCCGCGGCGACGAAUACACGACUAAUUUUAUUGAUUAUAUUACUUAGUUAUUAUUGGAAUGUCGAUUGUUGACGUAAUCGUUGUAUUGGAAAUUUAGAUCCUAAGCUUUAUACGACAGCGAUUUACGUAGGUCUGAUAUAAGUUACGUUAAGUUCGGUUUAGUUAAGACGACUUUAAACUCCCUUCUAAUUAAUAUUAACGCGUUACUCGUUUAUUACGUUUCCCAGUGAUAUAUAUAUAUAUUUUUUUUUCCUUUACUAUUUUUCCCUUGUUUUACCCAACGUUUCUAAUUCGCUCGAGCAUUCGAGCUACACGAUCCGCUACGCAAUUGAUAAAUUCAGUCGGAACGAGAGAAUUCCGUAAAGAGUCUCGUAACACGAUUACGAAAUGGCCAAGAACGGUGCGGAUCUUUAUUUCUUUUAAAUUGGAAAACAAAAAUUUAUAUAAAAAAGGUAUAAAAAAUUAUCCAGAAAAAUGAAGUUCGUCAAAUGCAUUCUGCAUUCGAAUUUGAUUCAAGUUCAUAAAAAAAGGGAUUCCAGUCAUAACUUUACUCGGGUCGAGUAUUAUCGAAAAAUAUUUAAUUUUUUUUAACUCAAAAUUUCAAUUCGCAUCUACAAAGUUUCUUCCCCCCAGUAUAUUUUAGAGACGAAUACAAGAGGAACGUUAGAAAUGUUGUUUCGUACUAUACGGCAUAUAUAUAUAUAUAUAUAUGUAUAUUACAUAAACAAAUAUGUUAAAUAUAUAUAUAUAUAUAUAUAUAUUCGUACACACGAGAUACAUACACCUAUACACAUAUUUACAUUAACUAACAAUUGUAUUGUAUUGCAUAAGUAGGCUAGCUAGGGCCUAAGGGCCAACGCGACGAAUGAAUGAUCACGUGUUGCUAAAUGACGUAUGAGGUCGAUGACGUUUAGCCAACAGGUAAAUGACGAUGCGAUUGGGCGACAGUGACGACCAUUGGCGACCGUGAAACGGACAACCGAUGACUGUGAAUAUUGAUUACGAACAAGAGAGAGGGUAAUGUAACGACCACGGCGAAUAACAUAGGACGAGGGUGAAUAAAUGCUGGUAAAUGAUUAAUGAAAAUAUCAAUGCUGAUCGAGGUGAUAAAUGACGACGAUGACAUUUUUUAUACUCUUAAACAACAAAUCUCAAUUAUAUUUUGUUUGUAUUAUAUAUAAAUAUAUAUAUUAACGUAAGUAAUCUAACGGCGAGGAUAAGGAAGGAGAGAUGGAACGAAAAAUUGUAACGGGUGAGAACGAACAAACUAGGCGAAAAAAAGAAAAAGAAAACGAACAAUGGAUUAAGAGAUAAUCGAAAGUCGACAGUGUCAUAGAAAUUUAAUGCGACACACGGUAUAUAACUAUUAACAUAUUUCGUACACACACAUGCGCGCGCUAUAAAAGUUUUUAACCCUUAACAAAAUUAAAAAGGGAUGUUUUUUUGGAAAAACGAAUCGUUCGACCCACGUGUCCGACCCACUGAUAAUGUUUUUUUUUAAGAAUAACCAAAAUUAUAAUGUCGAGCAUCGAAUGUCCCUUGCGCGACGGGCCUACUACUACUAAUAUUACUACUACUAAUAUACUAAUACUAUUACUACUACUAUAUUUAGGCUAGUACUGUAUAGAUUAGAGAUGAAAUUUUCAUUGGGAUUCAGUAAACGCUGAGGUUCGUUAUUUUUUGAAAAUUCGUUACAAAAAAAUCUAUAUACGUGCAUACAGGCAAGUUUACGAGUCGCGGUGAACCGUAUUGCCAUACGCGUGGUUGCGUUAUGUUGAGAACGUUUUAUAUACUCAAAAACAAAAAGUUAUAUACGAAACAGUAAUAUUGUUUGAUGAUGUUUCAACGCGUGGUAUCAAUUUAAAUGGUAGAUUAUCAAUAUUCAACGAAUCAAAUUUAAUUAGUGAUUAUAAUUAAUUAGUAUUGUUUUAUUGGUUCGCUAAAUCAGGAAUUUUUGGUCUCCUUAGUCUUUACGGGACGCAAGACUCUCGUUACAUUGCCGAUCUCAAAUUGUUUUUGUUAAUGAAACUUCGUUGAGUUUAAUUUUUUUUUUGGAUUUUUAAAGAAUUUUUAUAUACGUUACAAAACAAGUUUCGUUCGUUCACUGGUUACUGUAAUGAUAAUAGUCGUAAUAAUAAUAAGAGAUAUGCCGUUAAAAAAUUGUGAAAUCUUAAACGCGAUCGAUUUGUCGAUAUCAAUAUAUAUAUACGCAGUAUUUAUUAUUGAUCUCAAUUUGAGAACCAAAGCAACGUGUUUUUUAAAAAGCCCGUCCUAUAAGCGUGACAUUUGUGUUAAUGCGUUUGUGUGUGUAUGCACAUGUGUGUAUGAUUCUGUGUAUCUUGUCAGGGUCCAUCGUAUAGGAGUCUUUACACGAUUGUCAAAUUAAAAAAAAAUUUCGAUUUUCAAAAAAAAAAAUCUUGAAUUUUUCCUCAGACCUUAUCAACAAGAGUGUAAGAACCGAUUGUUCUAGUUGCUACUGUAAGAACAGGACGAUCGUGUAAAGAUUCGAUAUCCAAAAGCAAACGAGAGAAAAACGAAAAAUCAAGAGAAUCGACCGAGAGGGAAAAAAGCAAAAACAAAAAUCAGAACUCGACCGUCCAUUCGACGGGCUUUGAUCGGAAUAUUGCCCGGUGAACAUGAAAAAAAACCCAGACAAAAAAUAGAACAAAACUAACACGAACAAGGGAGGUUCAACGGAGCGCGAGUGAUCGAAAUUUAUUAUAGUUUUUUUUAUUCUUGCGAUAUUUUUUUAAAAAAUUGCGUUUCACCGUUAUAAACGACAACGACGUGUCGCUAAAAAGAAAAAGAAAGAACAAAAAUGAUAAAUAUUUAAUGAAAUUAUACUUUCGAAUUGCUAGUCAUAAACGAUGCGUUGACGUGGAGGUUUUUCGCGUCGUUCUAUAGUGUUUGCGCCCUUAAAAGUUAAUUUUAAACGUUUAUAUUAUUACUUUGAUUAAUACUAUUUCUAUUUCUUUUUUUUUUUACUUUUCAUUCUACUCGUUAAUCGAUCCCCAUCCUCCCGAUGACCAUCGACCAUUCCUACGAACACCAUCCUAUAUGCACCAAUCGAUCGAUCGAUCGACUGAUUGAUCUGUUAAUGACACAAUUAUUACUCGAGAACGAACUUCUUUUAGGCAUAAACGAAAUAAUUUAACAACAAAGUAACUAUAGUUUAAGAUACGAAAAUAAAGCGAAGGAUCUAAACGAGUAUUGCAAGUAAAUGUUCCUGUACAGCAUUUAAGAAUCAAAUCGACGCUCCUGUCUGAAUGAGAAAGAGGGGGUGGUAAUUGCGAAUAAAAAAAAGUUUAAUUAACGGAAAUACCAAUAUAUACACGCCACACGGUAUACACAUUUAUAUACACCUGCGUACAAUACACACAGAAGAUAUACCCAGUGAUACUCGAAAUUUUUGGUAUUAGAAGGGAAAGAUUCGUGGCCACCUGCGGAAUGCGGGAUCAGGCCGGGAGUUCAGUUUCUGUAAAUUAAUGGAAAAAGAAAAAAAAAUGAAAAAAUUAAUAAACACGUGUACAUAGAUAGCGUUACUGUAUUGUUACUAAUAGUAGGAGUAAUUUGGUAGUAGUUAGUAGGUCAUGAAAUAGUAUCGGGGAUAUAUCGAAUUUUUUUUUUUUCAUAGAACUCGCAAGAGUCAUCGAAAUAGUAUUGGCGAAAUAGAAUUGCGGUUUUGGUAUGGUUAUGUUUUUAUUAUAUCGUUAACUUGGAAUAUUGUCUCCUAGCGUUUAGUACGUCAGACGUUUGUUACUUUGUUCUGAUUUUUUUUUAUUGUUUUGAUGUUUUAAACAGAUCAACAGAUUAAUGCAUUAAAUUGUUUUAAUUUCUGUGAUUGUUCAUUUUUUUUUUUUUUUUAUGGUUUUAAUCAACCUCGACAAACGGUAUUGCUUUUGACAUACUUCGGUUGCAUUUUAAUUUUGUUCCCCGGAAUUAAACAAAUUUGUCUGAAGUUGCAAGUGAGUUUGAGAACUCAAAUUUUUUUCAGCGAUGCAUCUUUUUCUUGCGUCGAUAUGAAAAUUCAAAGUUGACGGAAAAGGAUUUACGGACGAGUUCCUCCGUGCCCGCAUCUAGCAUGUAUAUAGAUAUAUAUAUAUAUAAAACUAGGAACAAAAAAUAUAUAUAAAUAUACGUACAAUAGUCUAUUCUAAAGUAUCGAUUCAAAAUGAUCCUGUUUUUUUUAAGCAUUGUGAUUUUUCACGGUAAUGUUUCCUUUUUUGUUUAUUACCUCCUUCGUAAUAUCUUUGUGUUUCGUUUUUCGAUAUUGGUCGCUUUCGAAUUGGGUUUCGUGGGACGUUUUUUUGUAUUAUUCUCGAAUUCCUGUUUUCGCGACUUAUGAUCUUAAUUUAUUCGCGAUUAAUUGACAGAUUGUCAAUUAUUAUUUUACUAAGUACUAGUGUCAUGUUUUACUGUUUGUGUAUAUAUAUAUAUAUGUAUAUAUUUGGUUUCUUCCUCGUUUCCUUCAACGGAAAGUUGCAUUUAAUAUUUUUCUUGACAAAAAACCAAGGUACAUACAGAAAUAAAUACGUUCAUUUAUAAAAAUGCGUGAGUCGUUAUUACGCCGUGCCAUGAUUUAUUUUUUCAAUUAAAAGUAAUUCGUAUAGUUAAUGUAGAUGACAAAAUUUAGGAUACUCGUUUAGGACGUAACAAAAAAAUUUUCUAUUGUAUCAUUACGGAACGGAAAUUUUAAAAAAUGUGGACAUUAUGGUAACGUGUGGUAACUUGUGGUUCGAACAUCCGAAACGCAGGGCGAAUAAGAAAGGUAUAAUAUGCAAAAAAGGAACAAAAAAAAAUGAAAAAUAACGGAAGAUUAAUUAAAAGCUUUCCUUUCUCUCAGAAAUAUGAUUUCUAGUGACAAAUCGUGAACUAAGCGAAAAAAUACAUACAGAUUUAAGAACACAAGAUCGGUUAGAUAGUGAUACGUCUUUCCCUUUAAUACCAAACCUCAAAAAAAAAAGUGAAAAAAGAUUUAAACACGUAAAGUAACGAACAUUAAAACAGAUAAUUAAGAUGACAUGACCCUAACGAA
Molecule: messenger RNA, 10415 nt
Organism: Cephus cinctus (wheat stem sawfly)
Lineage: Eukaryota; Metazoa; Arthropoda; Insecta; Hymenoptera; Cephidae
Product: protein muscleblind
Exons: 12
Coding region: 2834-4318 (494 amino acids)
Molecular function (GO): metal ion binding
Source: RefSeq, a predicted model, not a curated record